CCUCUGGCGGCGACUAUUCUCUCCUCGUCAAUCUUCUAAUCCUUGUCUCUCUUUCACUCUCUCUCUCUCUCUCUCUUCCAAAACGCUCAGAUCCCUCUCUCUGUAGCUCCUAGGGUUUUUUUUUCCUCUCCCUCUAGAAACAUGUCGACCGCUUUAGACAUGGCCCUGGACGAUAUCAUCAAGAGCAACAAGCAGUCCGGAUCCGGCGCCAGAGGCCGUAGCAGGGCCUCCGCACCCGGUCCGGGACCCGCUCGCCGCAUCCCUAACCGCGCCGCCAACCGUACGGGUCCUUAUUCCACCCCCAAGGCGCCGGAGACGACUUGGCAGCACGAUUUGUUCAUGGAAGAGAAUUUGGGGCGAGCCUCUGCCAUAGAGACCGGGACCAAGCUCUACAUAUCCAAUCUCGAUUAUGGUGUUUCCAACGAGGACAUUAAGGAACUGUUUGCUGAAGUUGGUGACCUCAAACGUUAUUCAAUCCAUUACGACAGGAGCGGGAGAUCGAAGGGAACGUCCGAAGUAGUCUUCUCCAGACGAGCAGAUGCUGUGGCUGCUGUUAAGAGAUACAACAAUGUUCAGCUUGAUGGGAAACCAAUGAAGAUAGAGAUUGUGGGAACAAACAUUGCAACACCUGCUGCGCCUCCAGCAGCUAAUGGCACUUUUGGAAAUUCAAAUGGGAUUCCAAGAGGUGGACAAGGUAGAGCUGGUGCACCAGGACGGCCACGUGGCGGCGGUGGUGGCGGCGGCGGCGGUGGCGGUGGCGGCGGCGGUGGUGGCCGUAGCAUUGGAAGGGGUCGUGGACGUGGACGGGGAAGAGGCCGUGGUGAAAAGUUAUCUCAAGAAGAUCUUGAUGCUGAUCUGGAAAAGUAUCAUGAGGAGGCAAAGCAGAAAGAUUGAAGGCAUUAUUAUGUUUUAUUGUUUGGCUAGUACAAUCUCCCGUGGCCUUUUACUGUGUCGUGAUGCAACAACUGAUCUAUUUUGUGUAUCUCUACCAAAAUCCUACUUAGAGAAAAGAGGAAAAAACUACCCGUAGAAUCUUUGUUAUAAGGAGUUUGGCCUGUUAAUGUCGAUUGUUCCUUUGACUUGGUAUAAGUUAUGUGGGUUGAUGGACAGCUGUCAGUAUGUAAUCUGAACCCGUGCUUUUGGUUUUUUAGCUUCCUAAGUUCUUUUUGUUA
Messenger RNA from Alnus glutinosa, 1172 nucleotides. Its product is annotated as THO complex subunit 4A. Gene Ontology annotation, molecular function: mRNA binding. Gene Ontology annotation, cellular component: nucleus. The record is from RefSeq and is a predicted model, not a curated record. The transcript is spliced from 5 exons. Gene Ontology annotation, biological process: mRNA export from nucleus. Lineage: Eukaryota; Viridiplantae; Streptophyta; Magnoliopsida; Fagales; Betulaceae. Bases 142 to 894 code for a protein of 250 amino acids.